Kwoniella mangroviensis CBS 8507 is the source of this 861-nucleotide messenger RNA. RefSeq lists its product as uncharacterized. Gene Ontology annotation, cellular component: cytoplasm. Bases 1 to 861 code for a protein of 286 amino acids. The record is from RefSeq and is a predicted model, not a curated record. The transcript is spliced from 3 exons. Gene Ontology annotation, molecular function: oxidoreductase activity. NCBI's taxonomy places the organism in Eukaryota, Fungi, Basidiomycota, Tremellomycetes, Tremellales, Cryptococcaceae.
AUGUCGAUAGCUAUCAUCCAAGGAGCUUCAGGCUCACUAGGUUCAGCCCUCGCUCGAUAUAUCCUGAAAAACACAAACUUAUCGGUAUACGCUCUAACACAUCGACCGAGAUCUGGGGAAGGGGACUUAUCCUCUAAGCUUCUUGAAGGCGAUAUCAAAGGUAAAGGAAAGGAGAGGCUGAGUGUUGUUGGGGGUGUGGAUGUACGUAAUGAAGAUGGUUUAGCCAGAGCGGCUGAGAUUGUAAGAGGUAGAGAAGGACAGGGGAGAGUGAGGUUGAUAGCUUGUAUGGCAGGUGUGCUACAUCCCGAAAAAUCCUUAUCGUCCAUCGACCCUUCACUCGCACUUGAACAAUUCCAAAUAAACACUCUAGGUCAUAUAUUGACUUACAAACAUUUCAUACCCCUCAUUCCUACCAAGAAGCAAUUUGAUAAAUUGCGUUCAUCCCCUGAAUGGCAAGACGGUGAAGAUCCUGCUCAGGGGCUGAUAGGAAAGGAGAAUAGUCUGUGUUGGUCUAUGAGUGCUAGAGUUGGUAGUAUAGGGGAUAAUCAUCGUGGAGGAUGGUAUUCUUACAGAGCCUCAAAAGCAGCUACGAACCAACUGAUCCGCACUCUGGAUCACGAACUGAUCAACAAGAAUUCCUCAGCUGUAGCAGUAGGCUACCAUCCUGGAACAGUCAUCACGUCAUUUACGAAACCCGUCUUGGGUGAGAACAUCAAGCCUGACCCCGAGCAUGGGAGGUUUGACAUUGAUCAGGCUAUCGAUAAGAUGACAGGCGUCAUGGGACGGGUGAAGAGGGGAGAUGAGGGGAAGAAGUGGGAAGGGAGGUGUUGGGAUUGGAGGGGUGAUAGAAUUGAGUGGUGA